AUGGCUGGGCCGUGGCUGCUGCUUCUCCUGGCCCUGGGGUGUCCAGCUCUGCCCACAGGUGUGGGCCACACGCCCUUCCCCUCUCUGGCCCCACCAAUCACGCUGCUGGUGGACGGAAGGCGGCAGACGCUGGUGGUCUGCAUGGUCUUGGAUGUUGCACCCCCGGACCCAGCCAGCCCCAUCUGGUUCUCAGCUGGCAACGGCAGCGCAGUGGACGCCUUCACCUACGGCCCAUCCCUUGCGAUGGAUGGCACCUGGACUAGUGUGGCCCAGCUUUCGCUGCCCUCGGAGGAGCUGGCAUCCUGGGAGCCCUUGGUCUGCCACACGGGGCCCAGGACUGGGGGCCGCAGCCGGAGCACACAGCCCCUCCAGCUAUCAGGUGAGGCCUCCCCAGCCAGGCGCUGCCCCCAGGAGCCUCCUAGGGGGAUGGCAGCCCAGGCCCUGAGGCUGGGGGCGCUGCGCCUGCUGCUCUUCAAGCUGCUGCUGUUGGACGUGCUCCUGACCUGCCACCGCCUCGUGCCCCCAGGGCCCACCUAGCCCUUCCAGCCAGGGCCAGCGGCCGGACUCACAGGACCUGCCCUUAGUACCCACUCCUCUAGCCUGGGAGCAUUUUUUUGCAUAUGACCUGCCUCCCCUUGAAGCCCAAAGCUUCCUGGGGCUGGGCUCUGCCUCCACUCUCAGACUGUCUCUCCCUUCACACGGGAAGCCCUUCCAGGGUGGCGAUCCACCCAGGCCCUGCAGUGUCUCUGGUGCAGAGAGCUGAGCACAAAGAACCUGAUGAAAAGUCUCCUUCUCUCUCUCUCCCUCUCUCUCUGUAACUCUGCCUUUUAAAUAAAUAAA
Messenger RNA from Oryctolagus cuniculus (rabbit), 840 nucleotides. It is a transcript of the gene PTCRA, whose product is annotated as pre T cell antigen receptor alpha. Lineage: Eukaryota; Metazoa; Chordata; Mammalia; Lagomorpha; Leporidae. The record is from RefSeq and is a predicted model, not a curated record. Gene Ontology annotation, biological process: negative regulation of thymocyte apoptotic process.